UUCUGAGAUUCUCCAGGUCUACACAAUGAAAAGUAAUUUGACCCAAAUGGGCUCGAUGAGCAGGAGCAACUCUUUGGUGACGCAAACCAAUAUCACGUUACGCAUGCGCAAAGGAGCGUUGUGACACGGAAGGCUGGUGAUCUGAGUGACCGUAGGAGAGAAGGGUUCACGUUUUGUUUAUUUAAAAAACUAUCAGAAGUCUAUACCAAAAAUGUCGGGUUUCGACAGCAACCCAUUCGUACAAUCUGUGGACGUCAAUCCGUUUCAGGACGCGUCGAUUGCUGAAGCGACCAGCGGGGGACUGGAAACACGAGAUGAAUUCAACCCGUUUUCAGGCGAUGGACUGGGGAGCAGUAAAACCAUUCCAAUAUCUGCUGCCUUAUCCCAACCUGCUGUAUUACAGGCCUCUGUGGAGACUAACCCAAAAUCUGUGGCGGCCGCCGGAGCUGCUAGUCUGGCCAAGCAGCAGGAGGAGCUCGAGAAGAAAGCCGCCGAGCUGCAACGAAAAGAGCUGGACCUCCAGAACCUGGCCACGGGCAGAGGACUACCCUUGAGUGAGCGGGUUAACAACUGGCCACCUGUCCCAAGGAUUUGCCCAAUAAAGCCCUGCUUCUAUCAGGACUUUGAAGAGGACAUCCCAGAACAGUACCGCAAAAUCUGCAUACGAAUGUACUACCUGUGGGUCUUUCACUGCGUCACUCUGUUCCUGAACGUUUGGGCCUGCCUAGCUUCCUUCAUAACAGACAGCGGGAACGGUGUGGACUUUGGCCUUUCCAUCCUCUGGUUCUUUCUCUUCAGCCCUGUCGCUUUCAUCUGCUGGUACAGACCCGUCUAUAAAGCCUUCAGGUCGGACAGUUCCUUCAGCUUCUUUUUCUUCUUCUUUGUGUUUUUCUUCCAAGUGGCCGUGUACAUCAUCCAGACGGUGGGCAUCCCAAACUGGGGUAACAGUGGAUGGAUCUCGUCUAUAUCCAUGAUUCGUGUCAGCGUGGCAGUGGCUGUAGUCAUGAUGGUGGUGGCCGGUUUCUUCACAGUUAACGCUGUCUUGGCUGUCAUCUUACUGAAGAUGGUCCACUCCAAGUACCGUAACACAGGGGCCAGCUUCACCAAGGCACAGACAGAGUUCUCCCAGGAGGUCAUGGCCAAUCGGUCCGUCCAGUCGGCCACAGCCAGUGCUGCUACGGCUGCAGCCCAGGGCAUGUUUCAGAGGAACUAGGGAAACCCUGGGGCACUUUGUGGGCCACUGUUUACGUAGGUUUCACACUGAAAGAUGGGUAUAACAUUUUAUAAAUGACUCUUAAAUUUGUGUUAAUCAACUAAUGUCUUGUCCUAUGUUAACACUGGAAUAAUCCUGAUUAAAUAUUAAUGAGCAUAUAUUACCUCAGGGUAAUGGCUCCCUUUUUAGGAAGGUAGAUUGAAAAUGUUAGCUCAGGGAUAGAGAUCAUACACUGGCCUCGAUCAGAGCAAGAAAUUAUGCAUCUACAAAUUUUUGAUCAUGUAAUACCACAUAACAUGGUUACAAAGAGCUUCUCCUGUGUAUCAGCAUUUGUCUUAGUAUAUGUACCUCAUUAAUAAGCAUACAAUUAUUUAUGUGUUAUAUUUGGUAGGCAGUUUAUUCAAUGAAGUCACUUGUCUUUUGGUAACCUAAUGAUCUAGCCUACCACCAUGGCUUCUUUCUUUGACUUUCUUUGACCGAUAGAAAAUGAGAGUUCUGUAAGUAUGAUGGGCACUCUUCUUGGUCUUAAAUGGUUCCUCAUCUUCUUAUUGGGGCAUAUUUAGCAUGCCCAAGCUGCUCUUCCGGGGGGAGAGCAGCCCGCCCAGGAGAGCGUGUGUGUGCAUGUGUGUGCGUGCGUUCGUGUGCGUGUGCGUGUGCGUGUUCUAACAUCAGAUACAGAGUUGGUCAGGGCACCUAAAGCUUUCCAAGGUGGACCAGUUAAAAUGAUUAACUCAUUCUUUAAAGCUUUUCUGUGUAUAUGUGUAUAUAUGUAUUUAUUCAGCCUUUUUAAAUAUAUUGUUAGUAUAUUGUCUGAUAUCACAGUUUCUGGAAAAUACAAAAAAGUGAUAUUUAGACUAGAAGAUAACAUUUUGAAUUCUAACCACAGAUUUUGUGACUAUUUUGAAUGUAAAGCUGGUAUGCCUGAUUCCUCAAAUGGCCCUUUCUGUCCAAAAUUAUUACGUUUAGAUUUAGAAAAAAAAAAAUAUGUAUAUAUAUAUUAGUUUUUGCACUAUUCUGUCCAGUUACUGAAAAUACAUGAAGGGAGAUUUAAGGUAUAAUAAAGAUGUGACUAAACUGAUACAUUGUUAAAAAGUAUGGUUUUAAUGUUCAUCUGGAAAUCUACUAUAGAACCUAAUAGUCAUUAUGGGUAGGAUGGGUUUUUGUUUGACAAUGGGAAGUUUUAGAGAUUAAUUAUGAUUGAUUAUUUGAAAAAUGAGUCUUGAAGGAUAAUUAAUUAUUAUGGUUGUGAUUCCAACUAUAAUUUGUCUGAGCAGUUUUAACGCUCCAAAGUGUGAGUGUAAACAGACAGUUUGAAUGUUUUUCUGAGGGCUGUUGCGCUGACUUGUAAACUGCAAUACUGUUUAACCUGACCACCACUUGGUGCAUGCAAGCCUUUGGAGUUGAAGUGCAAUUCGAAAAAUGUUUUCUUUGUUUUAAACAAUCAUAACACUUUUCAUGAAUAAUGCGGUGCAGAGAUCUGCAUAAUAAAAGUGAAAGUGGUAUUUUG
Molecule: messenger RNA, 2720 nt
Organism: Gadus macrocephalus (Pacific cod)
Lineage: Eukaryota; Metazoa; Chordata; Actinopteri; Gadiformes; Gadidae
Gene: scamp2l
Product: secretory carrier membrane protein 2, like
Exons: 9
Coding region: 212-1213 (333 amino acids)
Biological process (GO): protein transport
Cellular component (GO): recycling endosome membrane; trans-Golgi network membrane
Source: RefSeq, a predicted model, not a curated record